Messenger RNA from Rubroshorea leprosula, 916 nucleotides. NCBI's taxonomy places the organism in Eukaryota, Viridiplantae, Streptophyta, Magnoliopsida, Malvales, Dipterocarpaceae. The record is from the annotation of a GenBank genome assembly.
ACAUUCAAAAUUUUUCCUCCUUCUCGAUUCCCUCUCGGAAAUCAAGAAAACCGUCACCGCCGACGCUCACAUUUAAACCGCCGCACUGCCGUACGAGAUCGGAAAUCAUGAAUUCUCCGUCACGUAUUCUCUCUCAAUCGGAGCGAGAACACCUCAUUGAGAAACUCCAGGUUUUCAAGAUCCAAGGCAGAGAUAAGCGUGCGAGGAUGGUGAGUAGCGAGGCUUUGAAGAAGUAUCUGGAAGAGAAGAUAUAUCCUAAGAUUGGGGAAAGGCCGUUCUCGGUGGUGUACGUGCACACUGGCGUUCAGAGGUGCGAAAAUUUCCCCGGCCUUUCGACCUUACGAUCGAUCUACGAGGCUAUUCCGAUCAACGUCAAGGAAAAUCUCGAGGCCGUGUAUUUCUUGCAUCCUGGAGUUCAGUCUAGACUCUUCCUCGCCACCUUCGGUCGUCUUCUUUUCAGCGGAGGAUUGUACUGGAAAUUGCGAUACAUAAACAGAUUAGAUUUUCUAUGGGACCACGUGAGGAGGAACGAGAUGGAGAUACCGGAAUUUGUGUACGAUCACGACGAGGAAUUGGAGAACCGUCCGAUGAUGGACUAUGGGUUGGAGAGUGACCAUCCUAGAGUUUACGGAGCACCGUCUGUUGACCCUUCUGUUUCCAUGUACUCCAUGAGGUGCAUAGCGUAGAAUUGCAGAGCAAGAAUUGAUGCCAGUCCCUAUGGUUUUUGUUUUAGAUCUUGCUUUUGUAGUGUUUGUCUGUGCAGGAAAAAGGGGAAAGCUGAAAGGAAAAUUUCAAUCCGGAACCAAGAAAAUUUUACAUGCCUCCAGCCUCCUUAAAAUUUAUCCCCUCCAUUUCCCAUCGAAACAUACUCUAAAUUAUGCACAUGUACACAUGAAAAGAAAUGUAAGACAUUCUG